AUGGAACAAGACGCAGAGGGGAAGCACACAAUAACACAAAAUGGUACAACGUUUAGCUUGACAAUCAGGAACGCUGCAAAGGAAGAUGAAGCGAAAUUCACAAUAAACCUGAGGAAUAAGUCUGGUAGUGCCUCAUGCUCUGCCAUGGUCAUUGUUGGUAUAAUGGAAUGGAGGACUGUCCAGUGGAAACAAGUUCCAAUGAUCACAACCCUAAAGAACUUCAAAGUUAGUAAUGAGGAAGUCAGAGAGCUUCUCUUCCUUCUGCUUGGACCAAUUGGAGCAGGAAAAUCCAGCAUCAUCAAUACCAUCAAAGGCAUUUUUGAAGGGCAUCAGUUCAUCGACUGUCUGGCUGCAUCAGAUUCAACUGGCAAGAGUUUUACAACUAAGUACCAGAAGUUCUCUAUUGGAACUUUACCUUUCGCCCUCUAUGAUAUGAUGGGCCUGGAAAAAGACCAGAAAAAUGGAGAGCCAGAAGGUGUGCACUCUGAUCACAUCAUCAGUGCUUUAAAGGGCCACAUAUCAGACAACUAUGAAUUCAAACCUAAAGUACCAAUGUAUGAAGACAGUAAAUAUUACAUCAGGGAUCCCACUCUGAAUGAUAAAAUUCACUGCCUAGUGAGUGUUAUUGCAGCAGACAGAGUUACCCUAAUGGAUGAUAAAGUCAUCCAGAAAAUUAAGACCAUCAGAGCAGAGGCCAGUAAAUUAGGUGAUCAGCCCACUCAGCUGGUUUUCAUGACAAGAGUGGACACGGCAUGCACACUAACACAGGAGGAUUUGACCAAGACCUACCAAAGCAAGAAGAUCAAGGAGAAAAUGGAAGAGUGCAGCACUAAACUGGGAGUCCCUAUGAACUGCAUCUUCCCUCUGAAGAACUAUCAUGAGGAGAACAAGAUGAAUGAGAAGCUGAACUGCCUGGUGCUGGAGGCCUUCACACAGGCUGUGUACUCAGCUAAUGUAUACGUGAAAAGGUUUUCAUGCAAAGAGAAACAUGCAGAAUGA
Molecule: messenger RNA, 999 nt
Organism: Colossoma macropomum (tambaqui)
Lineage: Eukaryota; Metazoa; Chordata; Actinopteri; Characiformes; Serrasalmidae
Product: interferon-induced protein 44-like
Exons: 8
Coding region: 1-999 (332 amino acids)
Source: RefSeq, a predicted model, not a curated record